GGGGCCCCAUGCCACGGCCGCUCCGCCUCGCAAUCAGUCGCCCCUAAGUCUCAGGUUUGUACGCAGCAUCCCGACACUUUAUCUCCUUACGAUCCACACAUAAUUUAAUCUGUUGAUUGGUGACCGAGAGGCUCAAUUAUGUAUUUUCCCGCAUCGAACUGUGCAUAAAAGUAGUCGGGUUGCUAGCGCACAAUGGCGUACGAACGCCAAGUACGGUGUUCGGUCGGCGCCGGGUUGUUGUUAUUGUACGUCGGUGUGGCGGCGCAGCCUUUUUCCGUCGAGAAAAUAGUCGUCGGUGCCAUAUUCGACCAAAACACCGAGGAGAUUCAAAACGUGUUUAAGUACGCAAUGAACACUCAUAACCAAAACAUCAGCAGUCGUCGUCUGGAGUUGCAGGCAUACGUAGACGUCAUCAAUACUGCGGAUGCAUUCAAGCUCAGUCGGCUCAUAUGCAACCAAUUUGCUCGCGGCGUGUUCGGCAUGCUCGGCGCGGUGACGCCCGAAUCGUUUGAUACACUCCAUUCCUACACCAACACCUUUCAGAUGCCGUUUGUAACUCCAUGGUUCCCCGAGAAGGUGAUACCGCCUUCGUCGGGAUUGAUCGACCACGCAGUGAGCAUGAGGCCUGAUUAUCACAAGGCAAUUGUAGAUACAAUCGUGUGGUAUGGCUGGACCGAGAUCAUCUACAUGUACGACUCCCAUGACGGAUUACUUCGUCUGCAGCAGUUGUAUCAAUCAAUGCAGCCAGGCCGCACGGUGUUCCGGAUCUCUCUUGUGAAACGGAUUACCAACGCAUCGGAAGCGAUGGACUUUUUGCUGGCACUGGAACAACAUGACCGGUGGGGCAACAAGCGUAUUGUACUCGAUUGCAACGCAAAAAACGCCAAAAGCAUUCUAGUCGAACAUGUUCGGAAAGUGCAAUUGGGCCGAAGAACUUACCAUUACAUGCUCAGCGGACUGGUUAUGGACGACCACUGGGAGAACGAAGUAACCGAGUACGGCGCAGUCAACAUUACCGGGUUCCGCAUCGUCGACCACUCGCGCAAGAUUGUGCGCGAUUUCAUGGACGGUUUGCGAAGAAUGGACCCUCGAUUCAAGGGAACCAUAUCGGCCCAAGCUGCACUCAUGUACGACGGAGUGCAAGUAUUAAUGGAUGCACUUGGCAGGCUUUCGAGAAAGAAACCAGACGCAUUCCGCAACGCUCUUCGCAGGGCCGCCGGUCAAGCUAACUCUACCAAAGUCAUCGAUUGUAACCCUGGCAAAAACUGGGUGAUACCCUUUGAGCACGGCGACAAGAUAUCUAGGUUAAUUAAAAAGACUGAUAUAGAAGGUCUUACAGGAAAUAUAUCGUUCAAUGAAGAGGGGCAUAGGCACAAUUUUACAUUACAAGUGGUUGAGAUGACUGUUCAGAGCGCCAUGUUGACGGUUGGAACAUGGACAGACGCAAACGGUCUCUCCGUGAGCUCUCCUAAGCAAGUACAGCUUAAAUCACCCGCAUCUUACGAUACCAACAAAACAUAUAUAGUCACAACAAUACUACAAGAACCUUACUUGAUGCAAAACUCUAAAACGGAUCACGCACUGCCUGAAACCCAAUAUCAUGGGUUUUGCAAGGAUUUAGUUGAUCUUCUGGCUCAGAAACUUAAAAUAAAAUAUGAGUUGAGACUCGUACAAGAUGGGACGUAUGGAUCGGAAACCCCGCCCACAGGUUGGUCCGGUAUAGUUGGCGAAAUAGUUCGAAAGGAAGCGGAUAUCGCUGUGGCUCCUUUGGCUGUGACCCCCGAACGUGAAAUGGUGGUGGAUUUUAGUGAAGCUUUCCUUUCAAUGGAUUAUCCAAUCAGCCACGCAAAAACUCCCAAGCAACUGGCAGACACUUUCAGUUUUCUUCGGCCGUUGUCAAAGGAGAUUUGGCUUUGCGUCCUCUUCAGUUUCUUUGCAGUCAGCAUAGUACUAUUUCUUGUGUCAAGAUUUUCACCUCACGAAUGGCGGUCGGUUUCUAUAACCGACACUCAUUUGGAUCACCCAAUAAGCAGCGCUAAUGAGAUUAUCCUGCACAAUGAAUUCAGCAUAUGGAAUUCGUUUUGGUUUUCGCUUGGCUCAUUCAUGCAACAAGGCAGCGACGUGGUUCCUAGGUCACUCUCGGGCAGAAUUGUUGGCACGGUGUGGUGGUUCUUUGCUCUGAUACUGGUCUGUUCAUACACGGCAAACCUGGCUGCCUAUCUUAUAGUGGAGCGCUUAUCAGAGCCAAGCCAGUCCAUCACCUCGCUACCAAGCAUGCCACAAACCCAACAGAACAGUAUAGACGCAACAGUCUUGAAUGAGGAUCUUGCCCAAUUCUCAUUUGAAAAAGAAGGGCAAUGCGGUUCCACGCCACGCGCUUGUCGCUACAAACAUGUCAACUUUGCUAUCGCCACUGCCAAGGGAUCGCCCUUAAGAGAGGUGAUAAAUCUUGCCAUUGUCGAAAUGAAAGCGACCGGAGUUAUAUCGAAGCUGUGGCGUAAAUGGGUUCUCGAGACCAGAAAAUCGGACUGUGACGAAGGAAAGGACGAGGAAACGAGUAUUACGGAAAUGACGCUUAGUCAAGUAGCCGGCAUAUUCUACGUGCUGGUGGGCGGUCUGGCGCUGGCGCUGGGCGUGGCGCUGCUGGAGUUCUGCCAGCACGGGCGCGCGGAGGCAGCGCGCGCCAACGUGUCGCUGCGCGCCGCGCUGUCCGCCAAGGCGCGCCUCGCCUCGCGCGCCGAUCACAAGCCCUCGCAUGCCCACACGCACGCCUCCAGGCAGAUGCAGCGCGAGCAUGAUCGACUUGGGUGGAAUGGCGCAGCUUUCGCAGGGUACUUCGCCGCGGGUACGCAGAUCGCUCAGGACGACGCCGUACACGCCAGCUUCACGCACGUCUGAUCCGCGGAGAAGGGCGGCGCUAACGUGCGCCGCUCCUCGCUCACCAAGCCCGCUAACGCCGUCGACCUGUAUCAGUUAUAAGCGCAACCGGCUCAGAGCCUACUCAACCAACGUGUCUC
Molecule: messenger RNA, 3017 nt
Organism: Cydia strobilella
Lineage: Eukaryota; Metazoa; Arthropoda; Insecta; Lepidoptera; Tortricidae
Gene: GluRIB
Product: glutamate receptor 1
Exons: 18
Coding region: 193-2898 (901 amino acids)
Biological process (GO): monoatomic ion transport; modulation of chemical synaptic transmission; synaptic transmission, glutamatergic
Cellular component (GO): plasma membrane; postsynaptic density membrane
Molecular function (GO): transmitter-gated monoatomic ion channel activity involved in regulation of postsynaptic membrane potential; glutamate receptor activity
Source: RefSeq, a predicted model, not a curated record